GGAGAGAAUUACCGGACAAGAGUGACCAUGGACUUGAUCCUUAACUUUUCCCUAGAAACCUGGGUCCUCCUGGCUAUCAGCCUAGUGCUCUUCUAUCUAUAUGGGACCUAUCCACAUAGAGUUUUUAAGAAGUUGGGAAUUCCUGGCCCGAAACCUCUGCCCUUUUUGGGAACUUUUCUUUAUUAUCGUAAGGGCGUUGUAGCUUUUGAUGUAGAAUGUUAUAAAAAAUAUGGAAAACUUUGGGGGUUGUACGAUGGUCGGCAGCCCUUGCUGGCGAUUACAGAUCCAGAUGUGAUCAAAACAGUGCUGGUGAAAGAAUGCUACUCUACCUUCACAAACCGCCGGUCUUUUGGCCCAAUGGGAUUUAUGAAAAAUGCCGUCUCCAUCUCUGUGGAUGAAGAUUGGAAGAGAAUAAGAACAUUGCUUUCCCCCACCUUCACCAGUGGGAAACUGAAGGAGAUGUUCCCCAUCAUCCGUGAGUUUUCUGAUGGGUUGGUGAGAAACCUGAGACCACAAGCCGAGAAAGGCAAACCUGUGGCAUUGAGAGACAUCUUCGGAGCCUACAGCUUAGACGUGAUCACAGGGACAUCAUUUGGGGUGAACAUCGAUUCUCUCAACAACCCACAGGACAUCUUUGUGGAAAAAGUCAAGAGGCUUCUAAAAGCUGACUUCUUUAAUCCAUUGCUUUUCUCAGUAGUACUAUUUCCAUUCCUUACAUCUGUUUAUGAGGCAUUAAAUAUCAGCAUGUUUCCAAAGGAUGUUACAGAUUUCCUGAGAACUUCUGUAGAAAGGAUGAAAGAAAGUCGCCUCAAAGAUAAAGCAAAGCAUCGAGUGGAUUUACUGCAGCUGAUGAUUAACUCUCAGAAUUCCAAAGACAUGGAGUCCCACAAAGGUCUCUCUGACCUGGAGCUAGCAGCCCAAUCAAUUAUCUUUAUUUUCGCUGGCUAUGAGACCACCAGCCUCACUCUUUCUUUUGCUAUGUAUCUAUUGGCCCUUCACCCUGAUGUCCAAAAGAAGCUUCAAGAAGAAGUUGACAGGACUUUACCCAAUAAGGCACCUGCCACCUAUGAUGCCGUGAUGGAGAUGGAGUAUGUGGACAUGGUGGUGAACGAGGUUCUCAGGCUGUACCCCAUUGCUGGCCGACUUGAGAGGGCGUGUAAGGCAGAUGUGGAAAUCAACGGAGUGGUUAUUCCCAAAAACACCGUGGUGAUGGUACCAACCUACGCUCUUCAACGGGACGCCAAGUACUGGCCAGAGCCUGAGGAAUUCCGCCCUGAGAGGUUCAGCAAGAAGAACAAGGAAAGCAUCAAUCCUUACAUCUACAUGCCCUUUGGAGCUGGGCCCAGAAACUGCAUCGGCAUGAGGUUCGCUCUCAUGAACAUCAAACUUGCUCUUGUCAGACUCAUGCAGAAUUUCUCCUUCCAACCUUGUAAGGAGACCCAGAUUCCUCUGAAAUUAAGUGGUCCAGGACUUCUUCAACCAGAAAAACCCAUUGUCCUAAAGAUUGUGUCAAGAGAUGGGACCGUAAGUGGAGCAUGAUUUUCUGCAAAGAUUUUUCUGCUGUGUUCUCCAAAGACAUUGUUUCCAAGAGCACUAGAAAAUCAGUUGAUUGUAUGGGGGAAAAACAGUCCCUCCGAAAUAGAGCCAGGCAUGGUCUC
This is a messenger RNA of Dipodomys spectabilis (banner-tailed kangaroo rat), 1658 nucleotides long. RefSeq names its product cytochrome P450 3A9-like. Lineage: Eukaryota; Metazoa; Chordata; Mammalia; Rodentia; Heteromyidae. The coding region runs from base 28 to 1539 and encodes 503 amino acids. The record is from RefSeq and is a predicted model, not a curated record. The transcript is spliced from 13 exons. Gene Ontology annotation, molecular function: oxidoreductase activity, acting on paired donors, with incorporation or reduction of molecular oxygen, reduced flavin or flavoprotein as one donor, and incorporation of one atom of oxygen; iron ion binding; testosterone 6-beta-hydroxylase activity. Gene Ontology annotation, biological process: steroid metabolic process; oxidative demethylation.